AAGCUUCCGGGGGGCCUCCGAGGAGUGCUGCUGCGGUGCCCCCACGCGCGCACUCUCAGUCCCACGUUCCCGCGACACUUUGGCUGUCUCUGUUGUGGUUCAAAGUAGUCUCAGAGCGUGAAAACUCGCUCUGCUUCAAGUGUUGCCAAAUCCAAUGCCAGCUGCAACCUCAGGGUUUCCACACGUCAGCGAUGCCAUUUCUGUCCUGGGAAGCCCCGUAGGAUGCGGCCCACCCUUGCCUUCCACGGGCUCCUGGGCCGACGUGCGCCCUCCCCUGCCUUCCCUGUGCCCUCUUCGUGUCCUGUCCGCACCCCGGCGCUUCUUCGACAAGAUGAGUGCCGUCGCCACUGCCAUCCUCCACGGCACUUCCGGUUUCUCCCACGCCCCUGCUUCACCUCCCUGGGCCGAGGUCUGCGGUUACGCCCUAGAGCCCACCUCCCCGUUAGUGGGGUUUGGUUUCCAGAAGCAUCCUUCCCAUUGGCCGGUACUUCCAUCCAAAUGUUGUUUUCACGCAGGAAUCGUGUCGUUCGUAACACGGUGCCUUUCUGUGCUCCAACCCCCGGGGUGCUGGCCUCGCCGUCCAUGUGGGAUGGUCUCUGUGGUCCCCCAGGGGUCUCACUGAUCAGGUAAGCCCUGCCUGGCCCCACACCCUGAGAAGAGGGGCAGAAAUCCGCCCUAAUGAGGCAAAGUCCCCAGGACCCUCGGCUCUGCCAGGGGCGGCUGUGAUGUGGCUCACCUUCUCCAACAGCCGGACACCUGGCCAGAAGUGGCCACGGCUCCCUCCCAGCCCCUCAGCUCGACCUGGGUGUCCCCAGAGUGCCCAGAGACCCCAGAAGCCCCUUAGUCAGCAGGCCUUUGUUCUGCAGCAGGAACGCGGUCUCUUGUUCUGUCCUCAAGGGAAACUCGCAGAAGAUUCCCUGAGGAUUUCGGCACACAAAAGUGUCGCAUUGUCACAGGGUCUGCUUUUCCUGCAAUCUUUUCCUCGGUUUCCCUGGGGGUGGGGGUGACCCUCCUCCCGUCUUGCAGAUGGAUCUGUGCGGCCGGAGCCAGAGAGGGGCCCUGCGGGAAGCCAGCAGGAAGCAGGCCUCGCCCCGCCGCUGGUCCAGAGUGAAUGGCUGGUCGUGGCCCCUGCACACCUUCCAGGCGGUGGCCUGGACCAUGCUGUUCAUCUUGGCCUUCGCCAACUUCGGUAUCUUCGUCCCCUUGCUGCCGCCUAACUGGAACUUGGUCAUCUAUGGUGUGACGGGUGGGCUUUUCUGUUUCCACUUCAUGGUCCACUUGCUUGCAAUUUCCAUCGAUCCUGCUGAAACCAACGUACGGCUCAAGAACUACUCGGAGCCCGUACCCACCUUCGACCCAUCCAAACAGCAUGUCAUCGAGAACCAAUAUUGCCACCUGUGUGAGGUCACUGUGAACAAGAAGGCUAAACACUGUAGGGCCUGCAACAAGUGUGUAUCUGACUUUGACCACCACUGCAAAUGGCUUAACAACUGUGUAGGGGGCAGGAAUUACAGAUAUUUCUUCUGCUCCUUGGUCUCUGCCUCGGCCAGCCUGCUCUGCCUGAUCACCAUCCUGCUGUACAUCUUCAUCCAGUACUUUGUCAACCCGGAGGUGCUGCGCACUCAUCCCCUCUAUGAAGACGUCUCCAAGGACACUUGGCUGCUGUUCCUUCCUUUGUUCCCUGUAAAGACGAAGACCCUGGUGGUCCUGGGCAUUGGGGUGUUCGUCCUGCUGCUGUCCGCCCUCAGCCUCCUGCUACUUGGACACCUGCUCAUUUUCCACCUCUUCUUAAUGUUCAAGAAGUUGAGCACGUAUGAGUAUGUGACACAGAACCGCUGUCAAAAGACUCCAAAAGUUCCAGCAGGGAGGAAAGAGCUGUCCUUCAAAAUAAGCAUGCCACAGAGAGCAGCGCAAGGAGACCCCGCCGCAGCCGAGGUGUCCGGGUCUGUGUCCCACCAUCGCCACGUGCCGGGAGAGCUCCCCACUGCAGGCAGCCACGGGUGACCUGCAAUCACCCUCACACAGGUAGGUUGUAAGCUUCCCGGACUGCUUCUCUCUGAAUGAAAACGGCUACGCGCUCUUAAGCCGAGUGCUUUGGAAAGUGACUCACGUCUGAUGGGGUAUUUUGAAAUCAUGUGACAACACAGUAGGAAAUAUCGCUGUUUCGCGUAGCAGUGCCACGUACAGCUACGCAGGGACCUCUUGCGCUCCACGUGCUUGGGGAAAUGCAGUAAUUGUCUCCCUGCGGACGACUCGCAUCUCAAGCAGCACGGCAGCGGCAGCGCUCAUAUCUUCUGUGUGUCGGUCGGAGAACGUGUGGGGAGCAGGUCCCAGCCUCCUUUCUGUGACCUCCGAUAAUACGUAGUUGCCCGUCGCUCCUGAGCCAUGCCUGCUCAUUCUGAGCCCGCGAGGAAUCACACAGAGGACAGCCCUGCACGCGCACACGCACCCAAAGUGCACCCCUGCAAAGUCACAGAAGCAGAAAGUGGCCCAUUAUGAAGGUCACGACCCAGGGUGAGCACACAUUUUAAAACGUGCACUUGGUCUCCACUUUGAAAUCGUACCAGUGUGGAGAGUCACCUCGGAACACAGAGAAACGAGAAAUGUGCUCACGUUAGGGGGAGGGCCUCCAUCUGCCAGGGCUGCCCUGACGAAGGACCACAAAACAGCUGGCUUAAAAAGCAGAAACGUACUGUCUCACUGCUCUGGAGGCUGGAGCCGGCCUCACCUCGACGUGUCCCCAGUCACAGGACCUGCGCUUGGCUUCUCUCCCUGGCUCGUACCUGAUGCUGCUUUCCCUUUGUCUCUUCAAUUUUCCCAUUUUGCCCCUUUCUGGCAAGAAUGAUUGAAAAUUAACGAACCAUGAGGGCCUGCCUGCCCUCUUGCACGGACGCGGCCGUCGGGCUGAGGGCCUGUCUUCUU
Herpailurus yagouaroundi (jaguarundi) is the source of this 2922-nucleotide messenger RNA. Its product is annotated as palmitoyltransferase ZDHHC11-like. Gene Ontology annotation, cellular component: Golgi apparatus; endoplasmic reticulum. Lineage: Eukaryota; Metazoa; Chordata; Mammalia; Carnivora; Felidae. The record is from RefSeq and is a predicted model, not a curated record. Gene Ontology annotation, biological process: peptidyl-L-cysteine S-palmitoylation; protein targeting to membrane. Gene Ontology annotation, molecular function: protein-cysteine S-palmitoyltransferase activity.